AUGGUUGAUAUAGAUAAUAGAAUUCAACAAUUACAAAAGUUAUUAUUACAAGAUGAAAGAAGUGAAGAUAGCAUCAAUAACGAUGAUUCGUCGUCAAAUAGAAUGAUCACAUGGUCGUGGGUUGCCAAACAACUCGUCAAAGUGUUAUUGAAUCAUUCAGAAGGAAUCACAUUCUCAAUCAUUGUAUCUGAAUUGAAAAGAAUAAAAGAAACUGAAAGUAAAGAUUUAAUAUCAAAACAAUUAAAAGAACAAUUUGUAUCACGUGAUAAUCUACCUAGUACUGGUUCAUACUUUCAAAGGAAUGAUAUUCCUUUUGAUAUUAUCAUUGAUAGUAUUGUUAUAUCUACCUCUGAAUUGUCACUAAAACCACAACAACAAAAGAACAAUAGUAAUGACACUGAUAAUAGUCAAAGUCAAUAUAUUUUAAUAUUAUCAAAUCACAAAGACACCAAGAAAACCAUACCUGUAUAUCUUCAUCCAAAAUAUAAUUAUUAUUAUCAAACCUUAAUUAAAGAUGGAACUAGAAUUAAACUUACAGGGAUAAAAGUACAUUUCCCAACAAAUCCACAAGACAAGUUAUUUGGUAAAUUGGUUAUAUUGUCACCAGAGAAUAUGUGUAUAGUUUAUGAUGAUCAGGAACAAGAUUUACCAAUCAAGGUGAUGUGUUCAGACAAUUAUUAUAAUGUUGAUAGAUAUAGGGAUCCAGAUCCUUUAAAAUCAAAACAUUUAGAAGAAGAUACAAAUAUGAUGUUGGAUAAUAAUCAUAGUCAUCAAAAUGAUCAUACAAGUACAACCACAACAACUACUACAACUACUACUAUGACUACUACCAAUCCAUCAUAUUCAUCAUUAUUUAUUUUAAAAGUUGAUUCAAUUGAUGAAAAUGCAGUUAAAGUUACAACAGAAUCAAAAUGGAAUAAUCUGGUACCAUAUGAUAGACAAUCAAUUGAUCCAUUUUUAUUAAAACAAUCAGUAUAUCUAUCGGAUCCAAAUAGUGUUCAAUUCUCUCAACUCGGUUCAAAUCAAUCAAGACAACCAUUAUGUAUUCAACUUGUAUUUUGGGAUAGUUUAUGUCAAACUACAAAGUUGAUCAACCCCAAGGACAUAUUAAUCCUCCAAAACCUAUUUUUUAAUCAACAAAAAAGUGAUUUAAAUAGAAUGGUUUUUGAAUUUACUUUGGAAUCUACAAUUAUUAUUAUUCCAAAUUUAUCAAAAGAAAAUUUAAAUAAUAAUAGAUAUUUUAGUAAAAUUGAACAAUCAAAUUUAGAUAUGAUUUAUUAUAGUAAACAAUUAAAAUUAUUUGAUUUGGUGAUUGGAAUGGUGAAUAUAACAUUGGUGGCAAGGAUUGUACAUGUUGGUAAAAAUACAAAUAUGAGAAUACCAAUUAUAUUAAUGGAUGAUACAGAGGUACCAGUAUUAUUAUUACUCAUCGAUGAAAUGGUUGGAUUAAUUCAAAAUCUUCGUAUUGGACAAUUAUGUUAUUUUGAAAAUCUCUAUCUUUUAGAGAUUGAUGGUAAAAAGAGAUUAUGUACACAUCCAAAUAGUUUUAUUCAACCACUUUCUAGUAUGCAAGGUGUCAUCAAUUCCUAUUUCCUUCAUGGUCCACCUCUCCAAUCAUCAGAGCAACUUGAAACACGUACCAAUACCAUUGUCAAGGCAUCUAUUACAGAGUGUAUACUCUAUGAUGAACUGCCUCUCUAUGCAUAUCACAAACCUUGCAAGAGACUAUUGGCCAAUAGUAAAGUGGCACCUGGACAAUUGGAAUGUGCUCAUUGUCAAAGUAUAGUUCAACCAAUUGAAACCGAAAAAUUAUUUCAUCUUAGUUUUCAACUUGAAUUGGUACUUGACAAAGAUAGGGAUAGAGAUAGGGAUGGAAAGAAAGAAGUUUGUUCAAUCGUAGCAUCUGCAUCACAUCCAAUAUUAAAUAGACAAAUUUUACAAAUUGAUGAAGAAUCAUUUUCAAAAUUAUCUCCAACCUCCAAAUCACAAUGUUUAAACAAAAUUUUAAAUACUUUUUAUUUAUUUUCAAUUUCAACUGUAAAAAUCGAUGGAAUUUCACAAUCAAUAUAA
Molecule: messenger RNA, 2070 nt
Organism: Cavenderia fasciculata
Lineage: Eukaryota; Evosea; Eumycetozoa; Acytosteliales; Cavenderiaceae
Exons: 5
Coding region: 1-2070 (689 amino acids)
Source: RefSeq, a predicted model, not a curated record